Messenger RNA from Prunus mume (Japanese apricot), 6010 nucleotides. Its product is annotated as nuclear pore complex protein (DUF3414). Lineage: Eukaryota; Viridiplantae; Streptophyta; Magnoliopsida; Rosales; Rosaceae. The record is from RefSeq and is a predicted model, not a curated record. Gene Ontology annotation, cellular component: nuclear pore.
CCGCCAUUAGGGCUUAUACGGUUUACCAAAACCCCAAAACCCUCUUCUUUCCUUUCUCUGCCCCCAUAGCAAAAUUGCAGACCCUCGCAUUCCAUUUCCCGCCUUUUAAUUUCUCUAUCCUAGGGUUUCAACAUUUGCACCAGUCGCAGUACCAAUCUACAAUCCACAAUCCACAAUGGUGUUACCGAAGCAGCUGCUCUCUACUGUCGAAUCGGCCCUACUGGGCCCGUCGCCUCCGAGCCCGUCUCAAAGAGUGGAGCUCAUGCACGCCAUUCGCAACUCUCUCUCCUCCUUCCAGUCCCUCCUUUCCUAUCCGCCUCCGAAACCCUCAGAUCGGGCGCAAGUUCAGUCGAGAGAAGUUAGGCUUCCGGAUGGGCCGCCAAUUUCGCUUGAUGACCAGGACGUCCAGAUUGCUUUGAAGUUGAGCGACGACCUCCACCUCAAUGAGAUAGAUUGUGUCCGUUUGCUUAUCGCUGCUAAUCAAGAGUGGGGCUUAAUGGGAAGAGAGCCAGUAGAAGUUUUGCGCCUUGCAGCAGGUCUCUGGUACACAGAGAGAAGAGAUCUAUUAACAGCCCUCUAUACACUAUUAAGGGCCAUUGUGCUUGACCAGGGACUUGAAGCUGAUCUUGUGUCUGACAUUCAGAAAUCCUUGGAAAAUCUUAUCAAUAAUGGGCUAAGGCAUAGGUUAAUAUCUCUUAUAAAGGAACUCAAUCGAGAAGAACCGGCUGGCCUUGGUGGGCCUCACUCUGAGCACUAUGUUCUAGAUUCUAGAGGUGCUCUUGUGGGGCGGCGUGCUGUGGUUUCUAGGGAGAGGCUCAUACUUGGACAUUGCCUUGUCCUUUCUAUUCUGGUUGUGCGAACGUGUUCAAAGGAUGUGAAGGAUAUACUUUUCAUUUUAAAAGAUUGUGCUGCUGAACUUAGUGAGACUAACAACACCAUGAAACGUCAGAUUACAUUUAGUCUUCUUUUUUCUCUUGUGAUCGCUUUCAUAUCAGAUGCUCUGAGUGCAGUGCCAGAUAAAGCAUCUGUCCUGUCCCAUGAUGCUUCUUUUAGACAUGAAUUUCAUGAAAUUGUAAUGGCUGCUGGAAAUGAUCCAAACGUUCAGGGUUUUGUUGAUAGCACAAGGCUUGCUUGGGCUGUACACUUGAUGUUAAUACAAGAUGCUAUUACUGCAAGGGAUACUGUAUCAAGUGCUUCAUCGAGUGAUUUGGGUUACCUACAGUCAUGCUUAGAAGCCAUUUUUUCAAACAAUGUUUUCCAAUUUAUACUAGAUAAAGUUCUUCGAACUGCCGCUUAUCAGAAUGAUGAUGAGGAUAUGAUUUAUAUGUACAAUGCUUACCUUCAUAAGCUGAUCACUUGUUUCUUGUCUCACCCACUUGCCAGAGACAAGGUAAAAGAAUCGAAGGAGCGGGCUAUGAGCAUUCUUAGUCCAUACCGCAUGGGUGGAUCACAUGAUAGUAACUUAACUUCUCCACAAGUCUCUGAAACCGGCCCGUUACCAUUUGUCUCUCUCUUGGAGUUUGUGAGCGAAAUUUAUCAGAAGGAACCAGAGCUGUUGUCUGGCAAUGAUGUCUUGUGGACAUUUGUGAACUUUGCUGGAGAGGAUCAUACAAAUUUUCAGACUCUUGUGGCCUUCUUGAAUAUGCUGAGUACCUUGGCAUCUAGUGAAGAAGGUGCUUCAAAGGUUUUUGAGUUACUUCAGGGUAAAGUGUUCCGCUCUGUUGGGUGGAGCACUUUGUUUGACUGCUUAUCAAUUUAUGAUGAGAAAUUUAAACAAUCCCUUCAAACUGCGGGUGGUAUGCUACCGGAAUUCCCAGAGGGGGAUGCAAAAGCACUUGUUGCUUAUUUGAAUGUUCUUCAAAAGGUUGUGGAAAAUGGAAAUCCCCUUGAAAGAAAGAACUGGUUUUCUGAUAUUGAGCCUCUAUUCAAGCUCCUUGGUUAUGAAAAUGUGCCUCCUUAUGUGAAGGGUGCUUUGCGUAAUACAAUCAGAACUUUUUUUCAUGUCUCCCCUGUCCUAAAAGAUACAGUUUGGAGUUAUCUUGAGCAGUAUGAUCUACCUGUGGUUGUUGGAUCUCAUGCUGGGAAGAGUGCACAGCCCAUGUCAGCACAGGUAUAUGACAUGCAAUUUGAGUUGAAUGAAAUCGAAGCAAGGAGAGAACAAUAUCCUUCAACAAUAUCUUUCCUUAACCUGUUAAAUACUCUUAUUUCUGAAGAAAGAGACCUAAGCGAUAGAGGGCGUAGAUUCAUUGGCAUCUUUAGGUUCAUCUAUGAUCAUGUUUUCAGGCCGUUCCCCCAAAGAGCCUAUGCAAAUCCUUGUGAGAAAUGGCAGUUGGUUGUUGCUUGUCUUCAGCAUUUUCAUAUGAUAUUGAGUAUGUAUGACAUCAAUGAGGAGGACAUCGACGUUGUCGCUGACCGUUCUCAGCUUUCAACAGUAACACAACCAUCUCCACUCCAGAUGCAGCUACCCAUAUUAGAGUUGCUAAAAGAUUUCAUGAGUGGCAAAACUGUUUUCCGGAACAUUAUGGGUAUUCUUUUGCCUGGAGUCAAUACCAUCAUAACUGAACGGACAAAUGAAGUGUAUGGGCCACUUUUAGAAAAGGCUGUGCAACUCUCUUUGGAAAUUGUAAUCCUUGUCUUGGAGAAGGAUUUGCUUCUUUCUGAUUUCUGGCGUCCUCUUUACCAGCCACUGGAUGUUAUACUCUCUCAAGAUCAUAAUCAAAUUGUAGCCUUACUGGAAUAUGUCAGAUAUGAUUUUCGACCUCAAAUUCAGCAGUGCUCUAUCAAAAUCAUGAGUAUAUUAAGUUCUCGCAUGGUUGGGCUUGUACAGUUACUGCUAAAAUCCAAUGCUGGAAGCUGUUUGAUUGAGGAUUAUGCAGCCUGCCUAGAAUUACGAUCAGAAGCGUGCCAGAUCAUAGAGAACACAAGUGAGGAUCCAGGUGUACUGAUAUUGCAGCUUCUAGUAGACAAUAUCAGUCGGCCAGCUCCCAAUAUCACCCAUUUACUACUCAAGUUUGAUCUUGACAGCCCCAUUGAACGGACUGUAUUACAGCCAAAGUUUCAUUACAGUUGCUUGAAGGUUAUUCUUGAAAUCUUGGAGAAGCUUUCAAAGCCUGAUGUCAAUGUGUUACUUCAUGAAUUCGGUUUUAAGCUCCUUUAUGAGUUGUGCCUAGAUCCACUGACAGGUGGUCCUACUAUGGAUCUGUUGAGUAGUAAAAAGUAUCAGUUUUUUGUAAAGCACCUAGAUACAAUUGGGGUUGCCCCACUUCCUAAACGGAAUAACAACCAGGCGCUUCGCAUCAGUUCCCUUCAUCAGAGAGCUUGGCUUCUGAGACUGUUAGCCAUUGAACUGCAUGUUGGUGAUGUCAAUAGCUCUACUCACCGAGAGGCAUGCCUUAGCAUCCUUGCGCACCUUUUUGGGCAGGAAAAUGUUGAAACUGGAAUUGAUUACCUCGCAUCUCAUUCCUUUUCUCUUCAAGAUGGCGUGGAACAUGCUGGAACCCGCACUGUUAGUAAGAGUAAGGUGUUGGAGUUGCUUGAAGUAGUGCAAUUUAAAUCCCCAGAUACCACAAUGAAUCUGUCUCCGGUUGUUUCUAAUACAAAAUAUGAAUUGUUGGCAGAUGACAUACUUACUUAUCCUACAACUUCUGGAAAGGGUGGUGUUUAUUAUUACUCAGAGCGGGGUGAUCGAUUAAUAGACCUUGCUUCAUUCCGCGACAAACUUUGGCAGAAAUUCAAAUCUGUUUAUCCCCAGUUGAGUAACAUUGGAAGUGACGUAGAGCUGAAUGAUGUAAAAGAAACAAUUCAACAGUUGUUGAGAUGGGGAUGGAAGCACAAUAAGAACCUUGAGGAGCAAGCUGCCCAACUACAUAUGUUAACUGGCUGGUCACAUAUUGUUGAGAUAUCUGCAUCCAGAAGGAUAUCAUCACUUGGAAAUCGAUCUGAAGUUCUAUAUCAGGUUCUUGAUGCUGCUCUUACUGCUUCUGCUUCUCCAGACUGUUCAUUGAAGAUGGCAAUUAUGUUGUGCCAGGUUGCCCUGACAUGCAUGGCAAAGUUAAGAGAUGAAAGGUUUUUAUUCCCUGGUGGUUUUAAUUCUGAUAGUUUGGCAUGUCUUGAUAUUAUCAUGGCAAAACAAUUACCCAAUGGAGCUUGUCACGCAAUCCUGUUUAAGCUUACGUUGGCUAUCCUUAGACAUGAAUCAUCAGAAGCCUUAAGGAGACGGCUAUAUACUUUGCUUCUUAGCUAUUUUCAGUACUGUCAACAUAUGCUUGAUCCAGAUGUCCCGUCAACCGUUCUGCAGUUCUUGCUGCUUGAUGAACAAGAUGGUGAUGAUAUGGAACUCCAGAAGAUCAAUCGAGAGCAGGCUGAACUUGCUCGUGCCAAUUUCUCUAUAUUAAGGAAAGUAGCUCAGCCUAUUUUGGAUUUGGUAAUAAGGGAUGCUACUCAAGGCAGUGAACUUGGGAAGCAAAUGGCACUCUAUGUUUUGGAUGCAUUGAUUUGUGUAGAUCAUGAAAGAUAUUUCUUAAGCCAACUUCAAAGCAGGGGUUUCUUAAGAUCUUGCUUAAUGAGCAUCAGCAAUUUCUCUCAUCAGGAUGGUGGACAGCGAGCAUACACUCUCGAGGCUGAACUUGCUUUACUACUAAGAAUAAGUCACAAAUAUGGGAAAUCUGGAGCUCAGGUUAUCUUUUCGAUGGGUGCUUUGGAGCAUAUCGCUUCAUGCAGGGCAGUAAACUUUCUCGGAAGCUUGAGAUGGGUUGGCACUAAGCAUCAAAGAGAUGUUCCAGUGGAUAUCAAGAAGCAAAGGAUGGUUAUAACUCCUAUUCUUAGAUUAGUGUUUUCUCUGUUGUCGUUGGUCGAUACUUCUGAAUUUUUUGAGGUGAAGAAUAAAAUUGUUCGAGAAGUCAUAGAUUUUGUCAAAGGGCAUAGAUCACUUUUUGAUCAUGUUCUUCGGGAAGACAUUUCCGAAGCUGAUGAAUUGGUGAUGGAGCAGAUAAAUCUGGUUGUUGGUAUACUUAGCAAGGUUUGGCCUUAUGAAGAGAGUGAUGAAUGUGGCUUUGUUCAAGGGCUUUUUGGUUUGAUGCAUGCUCUUUUCUCUCGUGACUGGGAGUCUGUCAGUUCUGCUCGAUCAGUUCAAUCCGUUGAGAAUAAGAGGAAGUCAGAGCUUAAUUCGUUUCGAUUAUGCUUCAGCCUGAGCUUUUAUCUAUAUUUUCUGGUCACAAAGAAAUCACUUAGACUGCAGAUCUCAGACGUUCCCCCUGAUUACAAUGCUGCUGUUCGUCUUCAACAUCCCACAUUGAGUUUGCUUGGUUCUUUUCUCACUUCUGCCACAACUGCUCUUGAAAGAGCCACCGAGGAAAAAUCCUUACUACUAAAUAAGAUUCGAGACAUAAAUGAAGUAUCAAGACAGGAGGUGGAUGAAAUUAUCAAUAUGUUUGCUCAGCAAGUUUGUAUGUCAUCAUCUGACAAUAUUCAGAAAAGGAGAUACAUUGCAAUGGUCGAAAUGUGCCAGGUUGUUGGUAUCCGAGAUCAGUUAGUAACUUUGUUACUUCCACUCGUGGAACAUGUGCUGAAUGUUUUCCUAAUCCAUUUUCAGGACAGAUCUUUGGUAUCCGAUGCCAAUGGAUCUUUGAAGGCAAUUGCUUAUGGUGCCAAAUCUGACCCGGGUCAGGACAUAUCUUCGUUGUGUGGAAAUCUGAUUCCAACUUUAGAACGACUCGAGUUACUAAGCAAGGAUAAAGUAGGCCACAAUCUUAAGGUGUUUCGCAGAUUAGUGACUUCACUCAAGGAAAUGACGAUCCAAAGGUUGGGUUCGUGAGGAUGCCCUAAUUGGCUAUAAUAGUUUGACUCGAUAAAUUUCACAUAAUGUAUUGAGUUAUGCGUUCUGAUGUUCUAGUGUUGUAUUAUAUUAGGAUUGAUUGUCAUUAAGGGUAUGCCAUCAUGAUGCAAUCUGUAAAAUGACGACUUUGUUACAAGUGUGCAAAGUAAUACAACUUUUUUUUGUCAGUCAAACACA